Dermatophagoides farinae (American house dust mite) is the source of this 7980-nucleotide messenger RNA. RefSeq names its product mediator of RNA polymerase II transcription subunit 12-like protein. Gene Ontology annotation, cellular component: mediator complex. Gene Ontology annotation, biological process: positive regulation of transcription by RNA polymerase II. Gene Ontology annotation, molecular function: transcription coactivator activity; transcription factor binding. NCBI's taxonomy places the organism in Eukaryota, Metazoa, Arthropoda, Arachnida, Sarcoptiformes, Pyroglyphidae. The record is from RefSeq and is a predicted model, not a curated record.
AAAUAUAUUUUUGUAUAUAUAUUGUUGAACAUCUGAAUUUUUGUCCCGUUUUAUUAAUAGCCGCCGAUUCUGUAUGUAGAAAAAGUAUAAAUGCAUCGCAUAUCAUUGGUUUUUAAUAAAUUUUUCCUAAAGUGAUUUUUUAAACAUUUAAAAAUGAUGAGAAAUUUUCAAUUAAAAUUAGUAUAAUUUGAAUAGUAUUGAGAAAAAUGUCAACCGUGUUGAUAUCAACACAUCUUUAUGAAAAAAGGCCUUUGAAAAAACCGAGAUUAGGCCCACCGGAUGUUUAUCCACAGGAUCCAAAACAAAAAGAGGAUGAAUUAACACAACAAUUCGUUAAACAAGGCUAUAGCAAUCGAACAUUGCAAGAUGAACACGAAUAUGGAACAGAAAGAAAUGCAAAUAUUAAUACGAGUAGGUUUGGUGAAUAUUUCAGCGCCAUUUUAGCCAAAAAGCACGAAUUAAAUACGUUCAGCGAUACGAGUAAAAAGAAACAUGUAGUUAACAAAGAUAGUGCAUUAUAUGUUACAGCCAAAACAAAACCUUAUGUUGAAGGUUGGUUCAAAGAUUUGGCUUCCAAUACAAAAUCAUUAGCACAUCUUUCGAAAAAAGUUCCAUUUUUCAAUAAAAAAGAAGAAAUUUUUGUUUGGCUAUAUGAAUAUUCGGUACCGAUGAUCAAAGCACAAUGGUUCCUGAAAGUUUCGAAUGCUCAUCAGAUGGCAAUUUCCGAAUCGAAUAACAAGUCGAAAAAACGAAAUCAAAUGCCUGAUCCAUCCCAGGAAUGGACUGCCAGUUUAUGUAAAACACUUAAAGAAAAUUAUAUGAAGAUUAUGGAAUCUACAAAUCCAAAUAUGAAUAAUGCUGGAAGUACAUUUUCAUCGAUGAACAAUUCUUUGAAUUCACCACCAAUAAAAAUCAAAGAACUUUUAAAUCAAUGGGAAUAUUAUACACGAUUAGCUCGUUCACUAUACGAAGAAGGUCUAUUAGAUCGACAUGAUUUCCUUUUUUGGCUAUUGGAAUUAUUUGAAAAGAUCAAAUCAAUAGAUGAUCCGUUGUUGACAUUGAUUGCUCCAAUGUUGGUUCAAUAUGUUAAUGAAUUUAUUCAUUCAGAAUUUCUGUCCCGUCAUCUUGCAUUCCAUUGUGCCAAAAAGAUUAGCCAAUUAGUGGCUCAUGUAUCAAGUGAAUCCAGUGUGGAUACGGAUAAAGAAAAUGUAAACGACCAUAAAGAUCCUGAUAAAAUUAGCUCUUCGAAUUUCAAUACAAAUUCCAAAUCGUCAUUAAAUGAAUCAACCGACAGUGUGAUGUUGAUCUCAUGUUUCAAAGAUAUAAUCGCUUGUUCAAAAUUUCAGGAACUUUUACUCGCUUUAUCUUGUGUUAUACAAGUCAUAACCAUUGAAUGUCCUACUGCAUUAGUAUGGCAUAAUUUCGACAGUUCAUCAUUCCUUGAUAAUUCGAAUUCGGUCAGUAAAACAGCUUUGCUACAUGGUUCUCCUUUAGAUUAUCUUCCAUGUGAACCAUCGAAUUUGCCAAUCCAAUCGACAGAAAAUGUUAAGCAUUUGCGUGAAAGAAUUAGAAGUUCAGAAAAUUUAAUUCGUCAUCGUAGUGCAAAUUCAGAAAAAAGGUGGUUCUUCAGAACGUUCGAAGCUGUUUCCUCUCCGGAUUCCGUUGGUAAUGUUGUCAAUCGUUUGCUCGACGUUUUAGAUUCAAUCGAUAAACAUUCAUUUGACAAAGUAACCUCCUCUAACCCGUUGGAUUCACUUUACAAUAUAAUCUUCAAUACUACAAUUCAUUUCGAUGGUGAUAAUUCUUAUGGCUCACACAACGAACGUAAUCGUGUCAAUUCAACGGCAAACAAAUCAAUACAAGAAAUUAUUGCUGAAGAUGUUGCUGUUGUGAAACUGCUUUGUGAAUGGGCUGUUACAACUAAACGAUUGGGUGAAUAUCGUUCCAGAAUAGUGGCAAAAUUGCUCGAAAGAAGACAAAAUGAGAUACUACAGGAAAAGGAUAAUUUCAAUAAUGAAGUUGAAAAUGCCGAAAUCAACAAAAAUCAUGUUGAUUCUGAUAACAAAGAAUUAACCAAUGGAUGGAAUAAUAAUGAAAAUAAAUCAACAUCAAUUAUUAAUAACGAUAACAUUCCUUUGUAUCAAAAUGUCCUGUUCGAAUUUCUCGAUCAAUAUGCACCAGUGGCUGAAGAUAAAACAUUAGGAAUAUAUUUUUCCACCAACGCAUUUCCCAACAAUAAUUGUUCGUCUGAUAACAAACAAGCUUUUCAUAAUUUGGUUUUGUUAUUUGCCGAACUAAUUCGCCAUGAUGUAUUCUCGCAUGAUGUUUAUAUGCGAACAUUGAUAUCGCGAGGUCAUUUUGUUAAUCCACCAAACAUUUCAUUAAUUCCUUCAUCAAAUUCGAACCAUCCAAUCAAAAAUACGAAUGAAGAUUCGCUGACAGGAUUAUUACCACCAAACAUGGAAACGGUUUCAAAUGGUGGAUUGAUGAAUCCACUUCAUAAAAGUACAUCAUCAUCUUCACUGCCAAUGUUUGAUCCAUUAUCAAACAAUUCAAAUCUUAAUAGCAAUGAACAAUUAGUUUCGAACAUGUUUUCAAUCAAUGAAGAUGAAGAUAAAUUGGAUGAAGAUCUAGAUAAAAUUCUACAGAAUAUUAAAGCCGGACAACAAAGUAAAGAUGAUCAAAAUGAUAUACUACUUCCUGAUGCAAUGGAAUCUGAUAAAGAAGAUGAAACUAAUGGUCCAAAUUCGGUGAACACUAAUUCAACAUCAUUAUCUGAUCUUACCAAUAACAAUAAAAAUCAAUUAUCCGAACAAAUCAAUGCCACAUCAAGACAUUUACUGUAUACAUUGCAUUUCCCUUUACCUCAAGAAGAAUCAUUUAUGCAUGAAUGUAAUCAACGACAUAUACUUUUAUAUGGCGUCAGUAAAACAAAAGAUGAAGCUCGACAUAUCGUAAAAAAAGUCACAAAAGAAAUUCAAAAAUUAUUCAAUCGAAAAAGUUCAUUAGACAUCAAUGACAAUGGCAAAGUAAAAAAACAUGUUAUCAAAGAAGGAUUCAAUUUUGAAAAUGCUAUUGCAAAAUUUCAAAAUCUAUCCAUUUUCGAUCAACAUGUUGUUACAAAUACAUGUGCCAGCACAGUAUUGGAAAUGUUAAAUGGUGUUGUCGUUGGCAGCGCCAAUCACUUGCCAUUGAUCGAAUCGAUUGCAUUUCUUUUCGAUCUCAUGGAAAUAGCAUUAAAUGUUAAUGGUUUAGUGGAAUUUAUUGUCCAGAUGCUUCGAGAAUUGGUUGAAGUCGAAAGUGUUUUGAAGCAAAAAUGUCCAUUACUCGCUCGGCCAUAUUGUACAUCGAUUGGAUUAUACAUUGUUGGCGUACUUAAUCGUUAUCAUAAUUAUGUAGUUGCAUCCACCGAAGAUAUCUAUCAAAUAUUUGAUGGAUUAUGGAAAUUAGUUCGUAAUGUUAGUACACCUAAUGAUUGUUCAUCAGCCGAACGUUGUAUUUUCUUCUAUAUUGAUGAUCUAUAUUCGUCUUGUGCUUAUGUAUUGAAGAAAUAUCAAGAUAUAAUCAGUCCAAUUUCACAAAAAAUCAAAACCAUGAUUGCUAUCCGUGAUGAUAACACAAAAGGAUCGUUAAACCAUCCUUGUGUCAUGAUGCAAUAUUUGAAGAAUCCAAGAGAAAAAGUUGAUUCAAUUCAUAUUCGGCAAUUGAAUGAAAAUGCAUCAGAUCGAUAUUCAUUAGUGUUCAAUGCCAUUCGGUGUAUAACCGAAGCAAAUGAUAUGGAUUAUCUGAACGAAUUGUCUGUACUUUGUGCCGAAUUAACUGCUUCAUGUUGGCUACUAUCGAAUGAAUGGUUCGACGCUAUUCAAGCUUUAUGCAAUCCAAAAUGUAUGAAUGAUUACAUAUCGUUACUUACACAAAUCAACAUUGGUGAUCGUAGUAUCUAUGACAAUCUUGCUGUUUUCGUUUCAAUUCUGGUGGCACGUCGAUGUUUCAGUCUCGUAGAUUUGAUUUAUCGUGUUUUUAUUGGCUCACUUCUGAUACCAACGGUCGAAAGUGGAGAAGAAACUGAACGAAAAGCUAGACUUUGUUGUCAUCUCAUACUUUAUUUAUUCAAAUAUUAUAAUUCACCAUUAGCUGCUUCAAAUUCAGCCAUGAAUUCUUCGUUUGCAUCAUCAUCACGUUACUCAUUGACUAGCCCUGGUCCACUUGGCCUUUCAACAGUAGCACCCACCUUAGGUUCAGGUCAAAAAUCUCCAUUCAAUAUCAAAUAUGCUUGCGAUCGUUAUCUUCUUGGUGGAGCACUAAAUUCAUUACAACUUGAAUUGAUUCUUACACUUUUGAAAGCUAUCAUGAGACUUGGGACUCAAGAGAAAAAAGGUUGCGAGAAAAAUUUUAAAUCUGAUAAAUCAGAUUUUGAUUCGUUUUACAAACCUAUGAACAAUGAAGAUGAAUUCAGCGAUAGAACCUAUUUAAGUCAGAUAGCUAAAUCCAAAAUAGAUUCAACAGAAAAACCAUCGCUUUCUGAUUUUGCCAAAUACGUAUUACGUCAGGUUUGUCUGCAGGAUUGGGUACAUGAUCGAUGUCUACGUGGUUUCAUGAUUCAACCAAAUUCAGUAAAAAAAUUAUUUGACAAAAAAAUCUCAUAUGAAGAUUCUCAAUGUUUGCUCAAUAUGAUAUGUUAUCACAAACAAAUCAUGCCACCUCCAGUGAAUAUUAAUGAAAAAAUUGAUUCAAAACAAAUAAUUCAUAUAUUUCAAAAUCUUGACGAAUGGUCGUUACGAAUCUCAUGGUUACAGUUGCAUUUAAUAUAUGAAAAUCUUGCCAUCAAUUCACUAUCGCCACAAAGUAAUUAUGAAUGGUUAGAUACGUUAGCGCCAGCCAUAAUGGAUUACUUUCAGCAAUCAUGUCAAAUGGAACCUGUUUUGAAUAGCAAAAAUCUAACCAUUUUCACAUCGAAUAGUUCCAACAUGAAGAAUAAUAUGUUGACUUUUGGUAAUAAUAAUAAUAAUAAUAAUUCCAAUGAACGAAUAUGGCUAUUAAAACCAUUAAUUUCGAAGCUGCCACUUCAAAGUAAAAUUCUACGUUUUGCUGCCAAUAUGUUCGAUUCAUCGAAUUGGAUUCUAUAUUCUCAAAAUCAAUCUGGUUCAAUGAGCUCAAAAAGCAAAUUUGGAUUUCAAGGAUUCAAAAAUUCAAAUAAUCUUGCCGGAAUUACAUUGAACAAUCAGAAUCCAACAACAACACUGUUGUCAUAUCAGCCUUUCGUGUCUUUAUUACUGAAAUGUUUGAAUUCAAAAGAAGAUCAUAAAGAACUCAUUCUAAAAUCAAUGCAUUCACAAUUGUUACAAUGCAUUAAUGAGAAAUUAAGUGAUGAUGUUCGAUCGAAAAGUUUCAUUCAAGAAGGACUCCAACUUCGGCUUAGUUUAGUUGGCGCAAUAUUCGAAACAAUCAAAUCAUCAACAUCAUUGACCAAUGAUUGGGUAGUUUUAUUAGCACAAUUGAUCAGCUAUACUAUUGUUGAUCCACAUAUUAAUUAUGUGAAUUUUUCCACUGUAUUGGAUAUGCUUACAUCGUUGAUGCAUUAUUCACAUGCAUCAAAUGUUUUACCAGAACAACGUGAAGAAACAAAAAAACUAAAUCAAAAUUUGAUUAAAAAAUUGAAAAAAGAGCUCAAUGUUGAAAGAAUCGGACUAGGAGUUCGAAUGGCUAAACAAUUAUUACCAUUGGUUAAACAUCAAGCUGAAGUGAUAGCAUGUGAAGCUAUGGGUUCUUUGGUCGAUACCAAAGGAAACAAAAUAGCCGGAUUCGAUUCUAUUGAUAAGAAACAAGGCUUUCAAGCAGCUGAAAAACAGAAGCUUUCACCAUGGGAUCUGAUUGAAGGCGUUAAAAAUUAUGUUCCAUUAAGUUGGACAUGGUUUGGAGCCAUAAAAAUGGAACGUAAACCUUUACGAAUGGAAGAGAAUUUCUGUCUUCUUGCUCGCCAUGAUCAUGAUAUAUACCCUGCUUCUUCAUUCUAUAUAGAAUCACCACCUGUACCACCUGAAGAUGAACCACCACAAUUGCAAACACAACCACAAGUAUCAUCACAACCGAUCAUGUCUCAGAAUCCAUUGCCACCACCACAACUUGGCUACAAUCAAGCUCAUCCGGUAAUAGCGCCAAACGGAUCUAAUAUAUCUUCUGUUGGUCAAGCAACUGGACCAGCACCUCCGCCGGCUCUUAUGAACAAUAUACCACCACAGUCUCAUUCUUUUAAUCCUUCACAUCAAAGCACAAUGCAUCAUCAACUUCAUCAAGGACCGCCACAUUCUAAUCAAGGACCGCCUAGUAAUAUGGGCCCUGGUGGUUUCCAGUAUCACAUGAAUCCGAUUGCAAUGAGCUCGAAUAACAUACUUCAUGGUGCAAUACAAGGUCCUACCGGUCCCAAUGGUACAACUUUACCACCGAAUGUAAUGCAUUCAUCUCCAAUCGUACAACAAGUUCCUACACAACAGCCUCCUCAUAUGAUGAACAGUAGCAGCAAUGAACCAACUUCGCAUAUGAAUCCACAAAAUCAUCCUAUGAUGAUGGCAUCAUUGAAUAAUUCAUCAAUGAUGCCUAUGCAAAUGGACAUGAUGGAUACACCACCAUCAGGUCAGCCAAAUCUUGGCCGUUCUAUGCCUGGUCCUGGAACGAUUCCCGGUUUGAGACCAUCAAUGACUCCAAGUAACAUGCCAAUGCCACCGAUGCCGACUGUAAAUACUAGAGCACAAGCGCCUAAAAAACCUAAAGCUACUCGAAAACGACGAAAUGCAAAAAAUCAACAAGCAGUCAAUAUUGCCCCAAUGCCAAAUCAGCCCACUCCUCCUGUACGAAUGUCGAAUUCUUUCGAUAACUAUAACUCUAAUCAAGUCAAUUCUAAUCAGAAUGCCGCCACCAAUUGGAACUAUCAAAAUCAAAAUUCACAACAAUCUAACAUGAAUUCCAACAAUCAAUCAUUCUAUCAUCAAUCAGGAUCAGGCCCUGGCCCUAAUCAAACAGGAUCUUCAAUGAUGAUUCCACAGCAGGCGCCUAAUCAGCGAUUUCAGGGACAAGUGAUCCAACCAAAAGAACGAUUACGUGCAAUGCUCCAUCAUCGACAUCCGAAUCCUAAUCAAUUCAAUAUGAAUCAAAAUGAACCAUCAGUGACAAAUGUAGUCAAUUCCGGUCCAAUGAUGAAUAAUCAACAACCAACUGGCCAAAUGUUUUCAUCUCGUCAUCAGAUGCCAUCGAUGAUGCAAAAAACUCAAAUCAGAUCACAAGGACCUCAACCCCAAAAUAAUCAAUCGAUGACCAAUCAAAAUAAUAUGUUCCAACAACAGCAACAACAACAGCCACCACCACCACCAACUCAACAACAAUUAAAUCAAAUUAAUCCUGCUCCUAUGCAUCACCAUAUGCAACAAUCAUCAAAUUUUAGACCACCACCUUCUGUCCAGAACGUACAAUUCAAUAACAAUAUGCAAUCAAUGGAUAGUUCAAUGUCAAUAUCAGCCAAUCAAAAUUACCAGCAGCCAACAUCAAAUUCACAGCAACAAAAUAUGAUGAUGAGACCACAAAUGGCAAUGAAUUCACAACAACAGAAUCAAGGACAAUUCAUGCAACAAAGAUCUCAAUUUACCAACUUUGGAGGACAUCAAGUUCCACCACAAGCUCAACAACAAACACAACAGCCACAACCACCUCCUCAACAACAGCAAAUGAUGAAUAAUUGGCAAGGUAAUCAAAUGGGACAAAAUCAUCCAAGGGCACCAAUGACUCAGCUUCAACGGCAACUUUCGACACCAAAUCCAGGACAGCUUCAAGGCUCAUACCCAUAUUGAUUUGUUUUUAACUGAAUUUAAUUACAAAUGACCAUUUAUCUAAUUUUUAUCAAUUAUUUUGUAUAAUUUUGAUCAUAUAUUGUAUCUUUCUUCUAAUCAUUUUAAAUAAAUUAAUAAUAUAAUUAGGAUGUAUGUUAUCCAA